GCCCUGGGGUCUGCGCACCCAGUGCCAGGUGAGGGCGUGACCCUGGGGUCUGCGCACCCAGUGCCAGGUGAGGGCGUGACCCUGGGGCCCCCUUUCCCACCCCUAGUCCCCGAGAGUCUGAGCCCACCCCGGUGUGGAAACCCUGCCGUGCUGCUUCCCCUGGCAGCUGAGGUGCACACGUGGCCAGCACACGUGGAGGGAGAGGCCCCUGCUGCCGCCGUGGUCACCUGGGGCACAGCAUACACACCAGGUCCCCGUGGGACCACCCGGUUGUCCCAGGCCACAGGGCGGGUGAAGAGCCAUGUGCCAGAGGAGGGUAGGAAGGGGACGGCAGGAGCUGAAGGUCCCCCUCCCCACAUGACCCUGCUGCUGCCCCGCUUCUCCCUCCCUCGUGGCGACAGGUUACAGGUCGCCUCCGGCCACACGAAGGGCAGGCUGCCCAGGGCCAGGUGGCCGUGGACCCGUGUUUGCCGGACUCUCUGGUCACGAAGAGAAGACGAGAACCCCUUGCCCGCCCCCAUGAAGACUUUAGAUUCGGGCACAGUCACAAGUAAAUGGGAAGCUGAUGGGAGAGAGGAAAACCGUGGCUCCGGGCUUUUGCUGUGAGCUUGUAUUAAACAACAACGGGGCGGCAUUCGCACGCCACGUGCCCCCACAUUUGUGAGUGCGCCGACCCCGUGGCUGUGAGGACCGUGGCGAGGCGGGGCCUCCGGGCUUCGAGCCUGGUGCUUGGGGACUGUGCGGGUGCCGUGAUGGCGUGGGGGUCGGUCCCUCUGAGCUCAUCCUCCGGAGAGCGGCGGAUGGGGAAACCGCCUGCAGACGGGACCACGGCAGCGUCCCUCCGUCGUCCCCACCCGGUCAGAUCAAGGGCCGAGUGAGGGCCGAAGCCGUGUUCUGAGCCUCGUUCCCCGCGGCCUGGCCGAAGUCUGCGUUCGUGCUCCAAACAUAACAGCUUUUGGUUAAAGCGAUCUCACCGACAUCACAUUUAUGGGAAAGUCACGCAUGCUCACUCGCUGCCGUUUGGGCCGUUUUCUCACUACUUGGAUGUUUUCCUGCUGCAGCGUGGGUUGCUGGGGAAUUAGAUGCUGCGACCCUCCCAGCACAAGGCCUCCGGGCUGGCCCUCGGCUCUGGGAGGGGCUCUGCCCACUGACUUUCAACAACGACCCGGCCCUCUCAGGUCCGGCCUCUUUGGCCUGCCCCCGUUGGCUCCGCUGCCACAGCCCGAGGACCCCCCUGUCAACGGCUGCAACGGCCCGGCCCCCCCAGAGCAGGACGGAGAGGCAAUGCAGCUGGGGACGGGCCCUCCGCCGGCACCCUGCGGGGACCAGGCCCCCGAGACCACGGGCCCCAAGCCACCCCCGCCUUUCGUGCCACCGUUCCCGCCGUACUUUGAGGGAGCCCCCUUCCCUCCCCCACUCUGGCUGAGAAGCACCUACCGGCAGUGGGUCCCGCAGCCGCCGCCCCGGACCAUCAAGAGGACCCGCCGGCGCCUGUCCCGGAACCGAGAGCCCGGCCGGCUGGCCCUGAGCCCCAUCUGUCUGCGGCCGCGCCGCGUGCUCUGUGAGAAGUGCAAGAGCACCCUGAGCCCCCCCGAGGCCGGCCCCGGCCCCCCAGCGGCCCCUCAGCCGCGCCGCAGGGCGGGCAGCGGCCCCGGCCCCGACACAGAACCCCGCAAGCUCGCGGACCCUGAGGGCGGAGGGGACGGCGCCACGAGGAGGAGCAAGAGAGAGAAGCGGGAGGAGGGCGAGGCCCGGGUGCCCCGGAGCCCGGCCAUCAAGAUCUCCUACAGCACGCCGCAGGGCACGGGCGAGGUGGUGGAGAUCCCCUCCCGCGUGCACGGAUCCCUGGAGCCCUUCUGCCCCUCCCAGGCCCCACACGGGGGCGGCCAGGACCCCGCUGGGCCCCCCGCCUCCAUCCCCAAGCUAAAGCUGACGCGUCCCGGGCCCCCUGGCACCGGCCUGCCACCCCCCAAGAUCCGCUUGAAGCCCCGGCCCCGGGGGGCUGGGGAGCGGGAGCCCGUGUACAGGGCCGAGCUGGUGGAGGCGCUCAACGGCCACGGGCGGGGCCCCCGGGCCGGAUCCCCGGCUCUCCUCGGCCACGGCUCUGCCGGUCGUGGGCCCGUGGACUCUUCUUCCGGAAGCUCCGGCGAGGACGAGGACUUCAAGCCGUGCGCCCAGGCUCCGCGCGGGCGAGAGGGCCUGGCUUUCCUUGCCGCCUGCCCCGGGAGGGGGCCAGGGUGCGCCGGCGAGUCGGUGUGGAGCAGCGACAGUCCGGACGAGUCCAGAUCGUCCAGCUCGGAAGUCACGUUCCCAGACACGUGUGACCUCUCGUCUGGCGACGGCGCGUCGGUGCGGCCCUCGUCCAAGGACGCGAGGCAGACGGUCCCGCCGCUCACGGUCAGGCUGCACACACAGAGCGUCUCCAAGUGCGUUACCGGGGACGGAAGGACGGUGGCCGUGGGGGACAUCGUGUGGGGUAAGAUUCACGGUUUCCCCUGGUGGCCGGCGCGUGUGCUGGACCUCAGUCUGAGCCAGAAGGAGGACGGGGAGCCCUCCUGGCAAGAAGCCAAGGUCUCGUGGUUUGGUUCCCCAACGACAUCGUUCUUGUCAACUUCAAAACUCUCCCCGUUCUCGGAGUUUUUCAAAUUGCGAUUUAACCGUAAGAAGAAGGGAAUGUACCGGAAGGCCAUCACGGAGGCCGCCAACGCUGCGCAGCACGUGGCCCCGGAAAUAAGGGAGCUCUUGACCCAGUUUGAGACCUAGGUCGGGCGACCAGGUCAUGGACAAUGAGAGCGCAGCUGGGCUGUCUGGAACUUCCGACCUUGGGGUGCCCUCCACGUCCCCCAUUCCGUCUGAGGGACCCGCGUGCCUUCUGGCCAGCUGCGUGCGGAAACGUGCCCGGCCCGGGGGUCCGCCUGCCUGCGGUUCCCCAGAGAGAAGCAGGCGUGUCCCGCACAGAGGACGGCGCCCCCCGGGCAUGGGCUCCUCUGUGGAUGUAUUUGUUCCCCUCGUCAGACUCGGGUGUUCUGGGCUGUGACGUUCCGGGAGCCCAGCCACAGCCUACUGCUGCCUGCGGAGCAGGGAGAGGCACCCCAGUGUCAGGGCUCGGGGCCAGGCCCAGCGCGGGGUCUCUGUGUCCUUGAGAACCGGGCAGCCUACCUCCCCUAUGUCCCUCCCAAAGCUGGGGUCCUGCCCGGUGCCCAGCACCUGCCCUCGGGGGCCGCGACCUGGCCCGCGUGUGUACGAACAGGCUACUCUCUCCUUUCUGUCACUUUAAAGACCAAAAUGAGAAACAGAAAAUGGUUUGUGCUCUUUGUUGAAACAUGAGCGAGAAUAAAGGAAGGUCUGCGCA
Neogale vison (American mink) is the source of this 3352-nucleotide messenger RNA. RefSeq names its product PWWP domain containing 2B (gene PWWP2B). The transcript has 3 exons. Lineage: Eukaryota; Metazoa; Chordata; Mammalia; Carnivora; Mustelidae. The record is from RefSeq and is a predicted model, not a curated record. Gene Ontology annotation, cellular component: nucleoplasm; nucleus. The coding region runs from base 988 to 2763 and encodes 591 amino acids.